Indicator indicator is the source of this 405-nucleotide messenger RNA. It is a transcript of the gene RBP7, whose product is annotated as retinol binding protein 7. The record is from RefSeq and is a predicted model, not a curated record. Lineage: Eukaryota; Metazoa; Chordata; Aves; Piciformes; Indicatoridae. The transcript is spliced from 4 exons. Gene Ontology annotation, cellular component: nucleus; cytosol. Bases 1 to 405 code for a protein of 134 amino acids. Gene Ontology annotation, biological process: fatty acid transport. Gene Ontology annotation, molecular function: fatty acid binding.
AUGCCUGUGGAUUUCAGUGGAACCUGGAAUCUUAUCAGCAGUGACAACUUUGAAGGAUAUAUGGUGGCUUUAGGUAUUGACUUUGCAACACGCAAGAUAGCAAAAAUGCUGAAGCCUCAGAAAGUGAUCAAGCAAGAUGGGGAUUCAUUUUAUAUCCAUACCACCAGCACAUUCAGAGAUUAUUUGCUUGAGUUCAAAGUUGGAGAAGAAUUUGAUGAAGAUAAUAAAGGCCUGGAUAACAGAAAAUGCAAGAGCCUAGUUACCUGGCAAAAUGACAAACUUGUCUGUGUCCAGACUGGAGAGAAGAAGAACAGGGGCUGGACACACUGGCUUGAAGGGGGUGACCUUCACCUGGAGCUUCGUUGUGAAAAUCAAGUAUGUAAACAGGUCUUCAAGAGAGCCUGA